GGUUCGUGGUAAGUUUGGGAAAGUGAUGCAACUUUCUUUAAAACUCAAUACGCAGCCUGGAACACAUCAUUUCUCCACUCUGUCCACACCCGAGACACAGGUCAACACACUCCGCAGAAAUCAUGGUUAAAUACGUGGAAUCUUUGGUGAGUUUGUCUUGUUUAUUCCUGAAGAGUUGUCGUUUAUCGUUGCUUAAAGUCACUGUCUUUCGUACCUUAGAGGAAGUUUGAAGCUUCCUGAAGAGUUUUGGCGCAUCCACCCGUGAGGCUGGAGUGCCGCGUAUGUCUGUGUGGUUACAGGGGUGAGCAAGGAGGCUCUGGGAAGAGUCGAGGAAAUUUGUAUCAGUGACAUUGCUAAUAUAACCACAAGCCACCGUUUAUAUUUAAAUGUAUUAUAUUUAUGUAUUAACCAGUAUAAAUGACCUCCUACCCAAACAUAAAGCAGGUUCAAAAUGUUGAACUCAACCACACAAUAACAUUUAAAAAAACACGAUUAAAUUCUGAAAAAUAGUUUUAUCUCAGACGUAAUUUUUUCGCGUACCUUGACAUGUUUGGGUGGAAACUUUCGCUUUCCUUGGAAGAUAGCAGGGGCGAUGGCCGCUGUCUUUAAUUUCGUGUGAACUUCGUGUUGCCAAGACUCUUCCAGGCUAGCAGGUUACUCUGAAAGACAAACUGUUGGCAAAAUGUGGCUGGGCUGCUGUCCAUAAAUGAAUCAUCCAUAAAACCACAAGUGCCAGUGAUAAACGGAGCUUUAAGACAGUAGUUAUGCUUUUUAAUUAACUAUACUGUUGGAUGUGUUACACCAAGUGAAAAAAGGAAUUGAAGGUUUUCUGACGAGUUUCAGAACAAGUCAUUCACUUACACCACCAUCAAACCCCACAUAGCAGAUUGCUUGCAUGUAUUCAUGUAUUAACCAGUAUGAUAGACCUUCUACCCAGACAUAAAAAUUCAUGUCAGAAUGAAAGCAGGUUAAAAAUGUUGACCUCAAGAUUGAUUUCAACCACAAAAUACAAAAAAAAAAAACGAUUAAAUUCUUAUAAGAAAUGUUGUUUUCCUUUAUCUCAGACUUGUAACUUUUUCAUGUACCUUGACAUGUUUCGGCGGAAACUUUCGCCUUCCUUUAGAAGAUAGCAGGGGGCGUGGCCACUGUCUUUAAUUUCGUGUGAACUUCGUGUUGCCGAGACUCUUCCAGGUUAUCAGGUUACUCUGAGAUGUAAAGUAUUGGCAAAAUGUAGCUUGGCUGCUGCUCAGAGCACACACUCACAAGCCUACUUGUCUUCCGAAGAAAAAUGAAUCAGUCUAUAAAUGAAUCAUCCAUAAAACCACAAGUGCCAAUUAUAAACGGUGCUUCAUUACAGCCGUUUUUUUUUUUUUUCAAACAUCUUUGUCAGUUUAUAUUGAUAUAACAACAACAAAAAAUUGUCUGUUUUUUUAUUUUUUUAACCACAUAAUUUCCAGAAAGAAAAAGAAAAAAAUAAAAUAAAGUAGUAGUAGUUAUGCUUUUUUAAGAAUUAUUCUGUUGCAUGUGUUACACCUAGUGGAAAUGAAAAACAGAAGGUUUUCUGAUGAGUUUCAUAACAGGUCAUACACUUAAACUACCAUCAAUCCCCACACAGCAGACAGGUCUGGCUAGAGCUGGCACUGCUUGCCAAAUUCUGGUAUGGUAAGGUAAGGGGAAUGUCUGCUGGGUGUGGGCCAGGUGUGGAAAUGAUGGCACUGUUUUUAUGAUGGCAUGCCACAAAAGGCCCGAUUGUGGUUUGGUUUUGUGCGUCUCAGAUAUGACCAUGCAAAUAAAUAAAUUUAAAAAAAGAUAACAUAGAAUAAAAUGGAUACAUGAAUAUCAAAUUAAAUAAAAUUAAGUGGAAUGAAAGCGAAAGCGAAAGUGAAUGAAUGCAUAAAUUAAAAAUAAAUAUAUAUAUAUGUAUGUAUGAGUAAGUGCAUGUCCCAACUGCACUUCUCAGUUACGUUCGUCUGGCUAAGUUUCAGUGCAAUUUCACUCGGACGAACUUGUUAACAUGAAUCUUGAAAGACCAGUUUCAGUCAGACCAUUGCAGCCCUGACCCUAUAAUUUGAAUUCUUUAAGUGCAUGUGUAUGUACUGAAGGGUUUGGGUGGUGUGUUGUGAAAUUUGCUACUUACAUGGUAGAGUUGACACCGUCUGCAGCAGUUGCUGUUGCCUAGCUUUUGUGCCUGUUCUCCACCUGGUUCUUAACAAAAGAGCAACUUAGAGAACAGAGAAAUAUCCACAUGACGCAAUUCCUUGACAAUAAUCAUGACUCUAAUGCUCGGAAAUAAGUAAAAUGUCAAGCUGCAAUCUGAAGCUCAGUUUGGACAAUCGGUUCCAAAUUACAGAUGUUUAAAUUUAUGGGUUUUUUUUUUUUUUUUUAUUUCAUGUAGGACGAAUUCAAUCAAAUCCUGAAGGACGCUGGAGACAAGCUGGUGGUGGUGGACUUCACAGCCUCGUGGUGCGGUCCCUGUCAACGCAUCGCCCCAAAAUUUGAGGUGAGAAUAGACAACUGUAGCACUAAGUCGUCCAAAACAUGCAGGGCUUUACAUUGAGGCAUUUCUUCAGAGAGAGAGAUAAGUGGUUGCCAUGGUAACCUCUCUAGCCUCACUACUCUUUAAGAUUGAUUUUGGGUCUUUUCGACUUAAGUUGGAGAGGACAGAACAUUGUCUAGGGCAGGGACUUGGGAAUAGAGUGGGGAAUAUUGUACCUGAAUGGUGCCCCAGGUCAGAAUCUAACCUGGACUGUCUACAUUAGGAUCACCACAUUGAUAAGACCCGGCCAGUGACUCCCUUCAUUCUUUCUUUUUUAAUGACCCAUACUUCAUUCUCUUGCAGGCAGAGUCAAAGGAUCCUGCUAACGGGAAUGUGAUUUUCCUGAAGGUGGACGUGGAUGAAGCUGCGGUUAGUGACACAGGAGCUGUGUAUAGUAGUCCAUUUUCCUCAAUCAGCAUUUAGGAACUUAGGGCACUGACUGUUGAAGCUUGCUCACACAGUCGUUGACAGUUGUUAGGAUGUGUUGAGGUUUACUAUACUUACUAGUAAGUAUAACCAGGAACUGGGAUGUGGCAGUAUUGAGUUAAGUUGGGAAUACAGCCAAUGUGUUCAUACCAUAGACUGUAUAAACUAUGGACAACUUGGUUCCGCCUUCCGCCAGUAUGUGGAUUUGAAGCCAAAAAGCUCUUGGUAAUUCCUCAUUUUUUCUCAAUUUCCUGAAACCAACAUUGCACAGUGGCGUUGUAUGCAUUCCGCGGGAGAGUUGCCAAGAGUCACUGUGAUGACGCUGUGCUCAAACAGCGUAUCCCCAACAUCUCAAGCAGGGGGGAGAGAAAUGUAUGUUCUUUCUAAUAAAUUUCUGAAGUUUGUCCACAGCCCCAUAAACUUUGCGGGAAUUAUGACCUAUACUGCAGCCUGUCACCAGAGGGUGCUGUUCUCGCGGUGGCUUCACCCAGCGAGGAGGCACACGCUGUCCAUUCUAUAUUCAGUCUAUGGUUCAUACCCUUCUAUUAAAGAGAAGCUCUCAUUGGCCUCUCAUUUCUACAGUAUAUUUCCCAUUGAAAUGCGUGUUUGUGUGUGUCAUCUUGCGGACUGUAAAUGAGUUUUUGGUUUGUUUCGCCUCAGUCUGUCACCCUUACUUUUGUCUUCUUCGCUCUAUUAGGAUGUGGCAGAAUCUUGCAAGAUAACGGCCAUGCCUACAUUCGUCUUUUACAAGAAUGGAGUCAUUGUAAGUAAGCUACUGCACACAAACAUGAAAGGUACUUUUUUUAUUCAAGAAACAACCCUGUGAUUUGUUAGCUCUCUUUAAACAGUUUUUUACUUCACAGUACGUUUCUUUUAGUGGUAAAUGUGAUCUUGUUCAGGAAAAUAUCCUUUAAAGGCACUCUUUCCACACUUGUAAAGACUGUUAAAUUCAUGUGGCACAAAGUGGAUUGGAAAGAGUUUGAGUGACAAGAGAAAGACCACUUUCUAACCGAUGCUUUAUUUUCAACUUUGUGGUUUUCAGGUCCACAGGUUCUCAGGUAGUGAUGGUGAAGAACUUGCUAAGCAGCUGCGAGCUCUCAGGAAUUAAAAACCACCACCGCCGCCGCCAUGGUCGCACUCUUUUUACAACAAACACCACACAAGCAAAAAUCAUCAUUUUUAGUCACUUCAGUGUGAUUGUGAUGAUUGUCCAUUAAAAAUGAGGACAAAUUGGUUCCAGGCUCCAGAAUUUUUAAUAAAUGAGUUAGAGAAA
Xyrichtys novacula (pearly razorfish) is the source of this 4235-nucleotide messenger RNA. NCBI's taxonomy places the organism in Eukaryota, Metazoa, Chordata, Actinopteri, Labriformes, Labridae. The record is from the annotation of a GenBank genome assembly.